AUGGCGACGGCAGGAGCAAAGAAGACUGCAAUUGUAGUUGGCGCCGGCGUUGGCGGUGUUGCAACGGCAGCACGACUCGCAAAAGCAGGCUUUUCUGUCACUGUACUCGAAAAGAACAAUUUCACGGGCGGUCGAUGCAGUAUAAUUCAUCAUGAUGGUUAUCGAUUUGACCAAGGGCCUUCCCUUUUGCUCCUCCCAAAAAUGUUCAAACAAACAUUUCACGAUCUCGAUACUUCACUCGAAGAUGAAGGUGUGGAGCUAUUAAAAUGCGAGCCGAAUUACAAUUUGUGGUUUGGGGAUGGAGAGAUGCUUGAGCUCAGUACCGAUGCGAGUAUAAUGAAGAGAGAAAUCGAAAAAUGGGAAGGAAAAGAUGGCUUCGAGAGAUAUCUUCAGUGGCUCGGAGAAGCUCAUCGACAUUAUGAGCUGAGUGUGCGCGAGGUUUUGCAUAAGAAUUUCACAUCGAUAUUCAACAUGCUGCGUCCUAGCUUCUUCCUCAACAUCUUUAAGCUUCAUCCAUUCGAAAGUAUAUAUUCUCGAGCUUCAAAGUACUUCUGGACGGAGAGGUUAAGGCGAGCUUUUACCUUUGGGAGUAUGUAUAUGGGAAUGUCUCCAUUCGAUGCUCCUGGCACAUAUUCUCUACUUCAGUAUACGGAGCUUGUUGAAGGUAUUUGGUACCCGGUUGGUGGAUUUCAUGCUAUUGUAGGGGCUUUGGUCCGAAUAUGCGAGCGAUUGGGUGUCGAUAUUCAACUCAAUUCACCAGUCACUUCAGUGUUGACUUCCCAGGAUGGCAAAACUGCAACAGGAGUUCUUCUAUCUUCUGGCAAAAAGCUCGACGCUGAUCUUGUCGUAAUCAAUGCUGACCUCGUCUAUGCUUACAAUAAUCUAUUUCCUUCUUCCAAAUCCACGUCUUAUGCCAAAUCUUUACAAAAGCGAGCUGGCUCUUGCAGCUCCAUUUCUUUUUACUGGGCUCUUUCCAAACAGGUUUCACAACUUAAUGCGCACAACAUAUUUCUCGCAGAUGAGUAUCGCGAAUCAUUCGAUUCCAUCUUUGACAGGCAAUCUAUUCCCGAUGAGCCUUCAUUUUACGUGAACGUGCCCUCACGAAUCGAUCCGACGGCUGCCCCGGAAGGAACAGAUUCCCUCGUGGUUCUUGUUCCAGUUGGCCAUCUUCUAAAAUCGGCCACAUCCAGCCUCUCUCAAGAGCAUCCCUCUGUCGCAGCUGGCUCUGGUGUUGCAAGAGAACAAGAUUGGGAGUCUAUCGUAAAGUCGACUCGCGAAAGAAUACUGGAAACGAUAGAGUCGCGCACAAAAUGUGGACCGCUCGGCCCAUUAAUUAUUCAUGAAGAGUUAAAUACACCUACAUCAUGGGAAUCGCGUUUUAAUCUGGAUAAAGGAUCUAUCCUUGGGCUGUCUCACUCCUUCUUUAAUGUCCUUGCAUUUCGUCCAAAGACUAAACAUCCAGAAAUCAAUGGUGUAUAUUUUGUGGGUGCGUCCACACACCCAGGAACUGGGGUACCAAUUGUUCUUGGUGGAGCAAAGAUCACAAGUACACAGAUUCUUGAUGACCUAGGGAUGCAAAUUCCAUGGACGAAUAAAAGCAAUGCGGUCCCAGAUGAAGGGGUCGUCCAGUGGAAAGGAACGAACAAUUUGGAUCGAAUCGUUAAAGAGAGACCAAUAUUAAGUAACGUUGGGAUCUUCACCCUGGCUUUUGUGGUUUUAAGUCUUACGAUCGCAUACAUUAAUAGUAAUUUGGUGGUUCUCUGGGACGAAGAGAUGAAGAAGGGAUGGGGAUCUGGAAAAGCGACAUAA
Messenger RNA from Sclerotinia sclerotiorum 1980 UF-70, 1809 nucleotides. RefSeq lists its product as hypothetical. NCBI's taxonomy places the organism in Eukaryota, Fungi, Ascomycota, Leotiomycetes, Helotiales, Sclerotiniaceae. Bases 1 to 1809 code for a protein of 602 amino acids. The transcript is spliced from 2 exons. Gene Ontology annotation, molecular function: oxidoreductase activity. The record is from RefSeq and is a predicted model, not a curated record. Gene Ontology annotation, biological process: carotenoid biosynthetic process.